GUUUGCGUGAUUCAUCGGCAAUGCAUCUAACCUAGAUAUCGAGAGUAUUUAUUGCAUUGUGGGCAGGGGGUACACCCCCGGCCGUGGUUGUCAAUGUUCCCGAAGCCCAUCAACGUCACCCCCUGCUCAAUCUAGCGGUAGCUGUCAAUCUGAGCUCGAAUCGCGCGCCUCUAGUUAAAGUGAGUUUACCCAAUUCCCUGACAAGCGAAUUGGCGACGAGUCACGACGACAACGCAUAUGAUGCCACGCGAUUUGGUCUGCUGAAAUUCGAUAUGGUAUUUGCACUUUCAAUCCAUGAUUAGCGCAUCCAAUCUGACCUUCAGUCGCCCAGUUGUAGCAUCGUCAUAAUGCCGAAGCCAGCCAAGGAUUUGAAAUACCUGAACGAGCUCAACGAUGCUCGCUGCGAAGAUAAUUGGGACUCUGUACCAGAACUCGUUCGCAAAGUUCGCAAACAUGCUCCCUCCAGAGAAUGCCUUGCCGUAACCGCCGAAACCGAGCAUGCUAUCACCACCGCGCAGCCGAAACAGGCCUCGGCCUCGAGACCUACGACCGCCGCUUCUACUAAGGACUUGGAGAUCACGCGGUUCUUGCCCAAGUUACUCGACGCUAUCGACAAUGAGCAGAGUUACCUUGAGGACAGGUUCCAGGCUCAGGUCUGUGUUGGGUGGCUGUACUGGACUGUAGGAGAGUAUGAACUUGCUGCGGCCCGACUACCGCAGAGCCUAGACGAGGAGUUUGUGCGCUUCGAACAAACCGAAAACUUAUCCGAAUGGACACGGGUUUGUACCUUGAAGGCCGCCUAUCUGAGAGCAUGUUGCCUGUCCAAGAAAGACGACAGGAUUGGGGCUCUGACGGCAUUUGAAUCUGCCCUGGUCUCUCUGUCAAGCAUUUGGACAGCACAAAAGGGUCGUGCCCAACUACAAUUCUGGGCUGAACUGUUCUUGACCGAGUUCUGCAUGCUGCAGGCUCAGGCUUUAGAAAGGGGUGAAAAGACUCUCGAGGACUCCAACUCUUUGGGUGCGUUCCGAUCAUGGGCGAGAUACUUCGAGUCGUCUAGGCCCCAAGGGACUCCCCUGGUUGGCGGUCGCGGGUUUCGCGGUGCUGUCCCUAGGAGGAGGGUUUGGAAUGAGUACUACUCCGCCAUUUCCGGCAUACUUGAGCUGGACCUACCCUUCCCUACCGGAUACGUCACUGAGGUGGCCAAAGAAGGUUCAGCCAGGGGUCAGCUGCGAAUGGAGCUCAAGAAGGUUGAGUCCACUUACGAGGCCCUUCUUUUGAUGGAAACAGCAUUCCCCCGGGCAGAGGAGGACAGGGAGGAAGUUGAAGAUUUCGUCGGCCGAGUAAUGAGAAACUGGAGCAUUUUGAGCGGACGAGAUUGGUAUGAGCAUGAUCUUGGCCCUGGGGGCAAAGAAGGUCUCAGUCGAGGGGUGCUUGAGAUUCUCUACCGGGCGGCGACCAAAACCUUCCAUUCCACAGCAAUUCUACGACAUCUCUUCACCGUCCACCUAGCCGUCGCCGAGUUCGACCUGGCCUUCAAAGCUUUCGACUCAUACUUGGAAAUCGUGAAGAAGGGCAAGGCCCGGGUUGACAAGACGGGACAUCUUGAGCCUAGUCUGGAUGACGACGGGACGGUCCUAGAGACAAUGUCCACGGCGAUCACGGCGCUUUGCAAAUAUGGAUUGAGUGACGCUGCCGAGAAAGCCCGCGAUCUCGGCAUUGAGCUAGAAGAAAUGCUUUCGAAACUUCCUGCGCCUCUCCCGAAUGCGGACGAUAGCAUCACAACUUUGGAUGAAGAGACAGCCAAUGGUGUUGUUCUUCAUCCCCGGCUAACCUCCAGAGUCAAUGCUCUGGCAUGGCAAGCGAUUGGGCUCUCUCAGGCCCAAUGGUCGCGAACAACCUACGAUGCGGCGGCCCGCGUAGAGAUCCAAGCAAAAGCCAUCAGGAGCUUCCAAAAGUCACUAUCACCGGAUACCGGCAACCCAACAGACGUCAGAACUUUGUUCACGCUUGGUCUAUUGCUUGCUGAGCAAAGAGAACUGAGCGCAGCUAUAGAUAUCGUGAAAGCUGCGCUGAUGUCUAAUAAGAAGACUGGAGAGCAGAAUUUGUCCGCGGGUUCCUAUUGGCGAGAGCGCUCCUUAAUUCCCGUUUGGCACCUGCUAGCUUUGCUUUUGAGUGCGCGACAAGACUACAUCAUGGCUGCUCGCGCUUGCGAAGGCGCAUUUGAGCAGUUCGAUGAUCCCACAGUAUUGUUUGGCACUCCCGAUUUGGAUGGCAACUUUCGCAGCGACCACCUUAAUGAAGUGGAGGCCAAGGAUAGCAAGCCUAGCUCUAAAGGUCUUGUCGAUGAGAUGGACGAUCUCGAGAAAGAAGUCAUCAUCGAGGUCAAGAUGACUCAACUUGCCAUUUUAGAGAUACUUGAGGGCCCGGAGGUGGCAGUCAACGCUAGCCACGAGCUGCUGGUUCUGUAUACGAGACUUUUCGGGAGUCUGCAGCCGAGCUCAGCCCAUAAAUCCACCUCGGGGGUGCCGAAAAGCUCAGCUGGGACGUUGCGAAGUUUGCGAGGAAGUAUAUUCGGUAACAAAUCCGAAAAAGCCGCCGGCAACCUCAAACACACCGACACUAUGAACAGUGAGAGGUCAGCAGCAGGGAAGUCAGAUCGACCCCAAACUGCAACAACCACCGUCAGCACUGCGACCACGGCCCCUACCAUCCAUGUUACGAAGGAAAAUGGCGAUGCGAGAACUUCUCGUUCUCGAAGGUCAUCGGUAGCAAGCUCGGUUGGGCGAAGGAGCAAUUCAACCAAACGGUGCAACAGUCUGAAGAAGCGCGACAGGAGCGUCCCCCAACGACAACGAUCAGCCAGCAGUAGUGGUGGCUUGCCUCGGCGAUCAACUAUCUCGGAUGGCGAUGCCUACUUCACACCGUUGGGAGAUGGAGCGGCCAACGAACGACCAGAUUUCUUUGCUGUCGGUCGCAAAAAUAGCUUCUCGAGUCAGCAAUCUUUCUCCAGGGGUCGGGGGCUUCUGAGGUUUGACUCGAACGUUUCGUCGAAUAAAGAAUCAGCAGACAUGGUGUUGGAUUCUCUGACGCCCCCAAACCCCCUGCCCUUGAUUCAAUUUCCGAAGGAGCAACUCAAGCGGCAAAGGCAGUCUAUCCUCAUCAAGGUGUGGCUGAUGAUCGGCGCCUUCUAUCGGCGCUCUCACAUGUACACGGACUGUCGUGGUUCUAUAGAAGAGGCUCGUCUCUUGGUGGACGCUAUGGAAGCGGACCUCUUUAAAGAUACAGGUAGCUCUGUGACGACCAACAACCCUGGCUGGGGAGGCAGACAGUGCAUCGAGGAACUAUGGAGCGAUGUUCGUUCCGAGACUGGCUAUCUACUAGUGGCCGAAGAAGAACCAUAUGAAGCCCGAGCUCAGUUCGAGGAGGCGCUGAUGCAUUAUCCCAACCACCCUGCAGCAAUCGUCGGGUUGUCCAAUAUUCUCCUGGAUAUCUACAGCGAGGCGCUUUUGCCGACGCCUGCCAUCCCUGGCAUAACAUUGCCCGAUGGCGAGCCAAUAACUUUCAAUAGCCUCACUCCGAACGCCGAAACUUCUCUGGGUGGUGGACAAAGAUUAGGGAAGAGUAUUUCGGUCCUGCCGACUACACCACUCGGACUUGGCACUGACAAAUCCAACACUACACUUGCGCAGCAUCCAAGUCCUGUCACUGCGCAGAAACUCGACAAACCUGCUGGCACUGAGGAAUUGCGUGCUCCAUACAAGGCGGCGUCUUUGCCCAUGGUAGAUCGACUGGCGGCGAGAGACCGAGCAUAUGGCCUGCUGUCAGGCCUCACUAAGCUAGGCAGCGGCUGGAACUACUCUGACGCUUGGUUCGCACUGGCAAGGGCACAUGAAGAAAGUGGACAAGCGGGCAAAGCCAAGGAGGCGCUGUGGUGGUGCGUUGAGCUUGAAGAGGGCAUGGGAGUCCGAGACUGGAAUUGUGUUGGUGUUGGUGGCUAUGUACUAUAAGUCGGGGGUUUACCAUUCACAGAGAACAAAUUUGGGUUAUCCGCCCCUGCGAGAUGCCAUUGGGU
Molecule: messenger RNA, 4072 nt
Organism: Pseudomassariella vexata
Lineage: Eukaryota; Fungi; Ascomycota; Sordariomycetes; Amphisphaeriales; Pseudomassariaceae
Exons: 4
Coding region: 348-4007 (1219 amino acids)
Molecular function (GO): protein binding
Source: RefSeq, a predicted model, not a curated record